UAUUAAUGUUAGAUGGAGUAUGGUGCUGAGAACAAGGAAGCUGGUCUUUUUCUUGCUGGUAAUGGCGUUUCUGUACAUGCUAUGGUCUUUUAAAGUCGUUUUAUAUGAGGAACCCACUUCUGUUCAACCCUCAAACCUCAAGCGUAUUUUACAUACUCCAGCUACUGCUGAUUCACCUGAUAGCAUUGCUGUAUCAGAAGAGGCUUAUAGUUUAACUACUGAAGCCAGUUCGGCUGUCUCCAGACAUACUCAUGAUACUCCUCACUCCAGCUCCAUCUCUGAACUGCCAGAGAUUUUUAGAAGAGGCCUGUGGCAGAGAGUGCAAGUUGCUGCUUUUUGUCAGAGACACGGCUUCUCUGGUCUUAACCACACUUUACCUGAUGCUAACUAUUCAUUCCGAAGCGAAGUAUUUCGUCACAUGAUCUACGAUAAUAAAAGCCAAAGUCUGUUCUGUUUCAUGCCCAAGGUUGGCUGCACAAACAUGAGAUCAACAUUGCUCCUUUCGCAUAACCUCAUACCUGCUUUCCUUCCAAGAAUGAACAGGAAGAAGUAUCUCGUGGAAAAGAAACUUGAGAGAGCAAUGAAAACGAUUGCAUUCACAAAUGACAGACUAACUGAUGAGGAGAGACUCAGAAUAAUUCGUACAUACAAAAGAUUCACAAUAUUGAGGCAUCCAUUGGAACGACUUCUAUCAGCUUAUAUUGACAAGAUAAGGGACCCAAAGACUAGUGAUGGGUCUCCUUUGUCUUAUUUUGAUCGCUUGAAGGAUGCCAUUUUGAGUGCUACUGGUGUGCAUGGUAAUGCCAAUGUCUCAUUCAAUGCAUUCCUUCAAUGGCUAGUGUCUCAGGACUAUACUGCACUUAAUGAGCACUUUAUGCCUCAAUAUUAUAACUGUGAGCCAUGUAGAAUGGACUAUCAUUUUUAUGGAAACUUUGAGAACUUUAGUGAAGAUGCUAAUAGUAUACUAGAGGAGUUUAAGCCUGGCUUGAGGCUUGCUAUAAGUGAUAGCUAUCACAAGCAGACAUCAACAACAUCCUUACUGAUGAGCUCAUACUAUGCCGGAGUACCACCGUGGCUUAAGAAAGCAUUGCACGAGAAUUUAUCUCUCGAGUUAGAAUUUUAUCAUUGUUUGUUUCCUCAGCAUGAACACUUGACAAAGGAAUUACUUUCUUAAUUUUUUUAUAUUAACUUUAUAAAUUAUUUCUAAUUAAUCGAAUAUCGAUGAAUAUUUUGAUUUAAUCAAAA
Molecule: messenger RNA, 1245 nt
Organism: Amphimedon queenslandica
Lineage: Eukaryota; Metazoa; Porifera; Demospongiae; Haplosclerida; Niphatidae
Product: carbohydrate sulfotransferase 14-like
Exons: 4
Coding region: 20-1174 (384 amino acids)
Biological process (GO): carbohydrate biosynthetic process
Cellular component (GO): membrane
Molecular function (GO): sulfotransferase activity
Source: RefSeq, a predicted model, not a curated record